UAUUCAAGGGUACUGUAUAUACAAUCUGGGUCAGCUGCAGCUGGUUACUGCACUUCUCCAUGUGGCAGACAGAGCAAAGCCACAAUGCUUUCUCUGCCGGAUUAAAGACAGCCCACAGACCAGAACUUCCACUAUACUACUUAAAAUUACAUAGGUGGCUUGUCAAGUUCAAUCGAUUAGUGUUGUAAGAAGAAAAAGAAGUUCCUUAUUACAGCUUGGAUUCGACGGUCCAAAACAAAAAUGCAAUUGCUAUUAAAGUCACAGAUGAACAAACUUCUACACUGAUUUUUAAAGGCAAGAAUAAGAGCAGCAAGUUUCUGGGUCUGCUUUAUCAACAGAUGCAUAAAGUUUGAUUUUUAAAAGACUUCAUACAACCUCAUUUCAAAAUGAAGGCUUUUAUCUGGACCCUAAGUGCACUAUUCUUUCUACUAAUGGGCAUUGGACAUUGCAGAGGAGGACAGUUCAAAAUGAAAAAAAUAACCCAAAGGAGAUACCCUCGUGCCACGGAUGCUAAAGAGGAAGCAAAGAAAUGUGCAUACACAUUCCUGGUACCUGAACAAAAAAUUACAGGGCCCAUUUGUGUUAAUACCAAAGGGCAAGAUGCAAGUAUGAUUAAAGACAUGAUUACCAGGAUGGACCUUGAAAACCUGAAGGACGUGCUCUCCAGGCAGAAGCGGGAGAUAGAUGUCCUGCAGUUGGUGGUGGAUGUAGAUGGAAACAUUGUAAAUGAGGUAAAGCUGCUGAGGAAAGAAAGCCGUAACAUGAACUCACGAGUUACUCAACUCUAUAUGCAACUAUUACAUGAGAUUAUCCGUAAGAGGGAUAAUUCACUUGAACUUUCCCAGUUGGAAAAUAAAAUCCUCAAUAUCACUACAGAAAUGUUGAAGAUGGCAACAAGAUACAAGGAACUAGAGGUAAAAUACGCUUCCCUGACUGAUCUCGUCAAUAACCAGUCUGUGAUGAUCACUUUGUUGGAAGAGCAGUGCUUGAAGAUAUUUUCCCGACAAGACCCCCAUGUGUCUCCUCCUCUUGUCCAGGUAGUGCCACAGCAUAUUCCUAACAGUCAUCAGUAUACUCCUGGACUGCUGGGAGGUAACGAGAUACAGAGGGAUCCAGGUUAUCCCAGAGAUUUAAUGCCACCACCUGAUCUGGGAACCUCACCCACUAAAAGUCCCUUCAAAAUACCACCAGUAACUUUCAUCAAUGAAGGACCAUUCAAAGACUGUCAGCAUGCAAAAGAAGCUGGACAUUCAGUCAGUGGGAUUUAUAUGAUUAAACCUGAAAACAGCAAUGGACCAAUACAGUUAUGGUGUGAGAACAGUUUGGAUCCUGGAGGUUGGACUGUUAUUCAGAAAAGAACAGAUGGCUCUGUCAACUUCUUCAGAAAUUGGGAAAAUUAUAAGAAAGGAUUUGGAAACAUUGAUGGAGAAUAUUGGCUUGGACUGGAAAAUAUCUAUAUGCUUAGCAAUCAAGAUAAUUAUAAGUUGUUAAUUGAAUUAGAAGACUGGAGUGACAAAAAAGUCUAUGCAGAAUAUAGCAGCUUUCGCCUUGAACCUGAAAGUGAAUUCUUUAGACUGCGUCUAGGAACUUACCAGGGAAAUGCAGGGGACUCCAUGAUGUGGCAUAAUGGUAAACAGUUCACCACACUGGACAGAGAUAAAGAUAUGUAUGCAGGAAACUGUGCUCACUUUCAUAAAGGAGGAUGGUGGUACAAUGCCUGUGCACAUUCUAACCUAAAUGGAGUAUGGUACAGAGGAGGCCAUUACAGAAGCAAGUACCAAGAUGGAAUUUUUUGGGCUGAAUAUCGAGGCGGGUCGUACUCCUUGAGAGCAGUUCAGAUGAUGAUCAAGCCUAUUGACUGAAGAGAGACAGUCUGCAACUCAAAUGACAUAGAACUCCUAUUUUUCAGUUCCUAAAAAUGUAAAUGUUACAUGUAUAUUGUUUUGCACAACUCAUUUCUACAGAUACAGUUUUAAAGUAAUUUUAUCGUAACUGUACAAGGAGAUUUAUAAAUGCAGUUUCAUCUUCCCUCAGUAUACUGCAGAAGAUUAUGUGUGCCCAUAACCUUAGCUAUUUUAAAAAUUAUAUUGACUAAAUACAGGCAAAGUUUGUUUUAUAAAAUGUAAAUAUUUGCCACAAUAUGUAACAAAUCUUAGCUUUAUUUUAAAUCAAAAUUGAAUACAUGUUCAAGAACAAUUUAUUUAAAACUUUAUGAGAUUGCUCUAACUUCCAACAGAAAAAUAAUUUUAAGAUUUCAAGCCAAGUAAUACAUUUUAUUUAUAAAAAUACAGACAGGAAAUUAGAGAAAACUCUAGUUUUGCCAAUAGAAAAUACAUUUUGCAUAGAAUAAAAGUUAUUUCAAAUUGAUUUUGUGCCUCUCACAUGAAAUGAUUAGAUCCAAAUCCUUAGCAUAUUUUGUGCCGAUUUCCUAGAAGUGACCCAUAGUAUUGAAAUACAUAUUUUUAAAACAAAAACAAUGCAGGCAAUAUUUAAAGUCAAUUUAUAAAAAUAGAAAUAUAUAAAUGCUUUUUUUUCCAACAUUAUCUUCAUCUGAUCUGUUGAACACUAAAAUUUCCUGAAAUGCAUGUGUUGUUAUAUCAGCACUGGUAUUACCAAAAUGGAUAUUAUAAAAAUUUAGUAAAGGUUUUCAGAUCUGAAUUAUAACUCUAUGCUUAUUUAUUAAUUCUUGCUCUCCCCACCCACCCCCAAAUCUGCUAUUCAAGUCAGAAAGCUUGGAGAGCUUUAUAAGCAUUACCGCUUACUGAUGGGUGGGACUAGCACAAUUUCAAGGAACUGUUAGAUAUUUAGAGAUUCAACAGUUUCAGAGCAGAAUCCAUAGGGGUUUGGCUAGUCCAGUUUGCUAAUUCCUUCUUAUGGUGUAUGUGUGUCAUUUACUCACCUUUGGAUUUAACAACUUUAUUACCAACCUUCUGGAACAAUUUCCUUCCAGAAACAUGCUCAUUGCUUACAGCUGACCUUCCCUUAAUUGAUUUGUGAACUAAAAUUUUAGCGAAAUCUCAUAACUUUUGCUCAAGCAAAAAGAAAACCCAAUCAGAACUGAAGAUGAACGUCUGAAAACUCAAGCCCACCAACAUGACCAAUGUUUUCCUGUCACAUGUUAAAAUUAAAAUUCUGAUGAAAGAAAGUAAGAGAACAUUAAAACCUUAUAGUAUAUUAUUCUUUAUUUUACUUAUGGUCAUCUUAAAAUAGUUCUGAAGUCCCUCCUACCCCCAGAACAACAACAAAAAACCUGGUGUAAGAUUUUUGGGAUAAAUCAGACAUCUAAUUGUUCUAUCAAAUCUUAAUUGAAUAAAAUUUUACUAAGGCAUUCCAUUUAUUGUCAGAACUAUAGUAUUUCACUUAAAUAUCCAAAACCCUAUCAAAGGCAAGUUGUACGGAAUUUUCACGGAAGAGGGAUAUUGUGUUAUCAAAACUAGAGUAAGUCCACAUUCAAACUAGAAAACUGGGCUGAAUGCUAAACUGCCUUGGCCACUGGGCCUGCUCUGCUCUCCUUCACAGACACAAUAUAGCUCUGUUCUGGAGUUCCUGGAGAGCAGGGAAUAAACAGCAGAAUUAUAUGAUGGCUAUGUGUAGGUUCUAAAGUCUGUACUGCUUGGAUUUGUGGCCCGGCCCAAUUCACCACUUUAUCAGCUGUUACCUUGGGUGGUUUUUAUACUUUGUAUUCUUACCUAUAAAAAACGAGGAUAUGAACAGUACCGAGCUCACGUGUUUACUAUGAAAGUCAAAUGAGGUAAUGCAUAUGGUAAAACAUUUAGAAUAAUAACAUCUGACAUAAGGACCCUGUUGACUUUGGCCAUCAGAUUAUUACUCUUCAUCUAUGUGCUUUCUGCCAUAUUUACCAUGGUGCCUUGCGUAGAGUAGGUGAUCAACAAAUGUGUUAAAAAGAAACACUAUCCAAGUUUUCAUGCAUAAAAUUACUUUGAUCCAUGAUCUUCAUUCGCAAAUCAAACAGAGCUAUGUCAAACUAUCUGCCUAUAUUGGACGGAUAGUUAAGAGACUGGAUCAUAAGAAAAGAUAAAGAAAAAUUAAGGUAGGGAUAGUCAUGGUAGGAAUUUCAGCCAAAUGAGGAUCUUCUAAGAGAUGAAUGAAGUAGGUCACUUGUGUGGUCUAAUAGCUAGCUACUUUGCAGGUUACCUAGGAAUAAAGACAUGGUUGCCGUACCUUCAAUAAGACUGAACUGUAAGCUGGUUUACAGAAGGAUUCAGUUAUUUUUAAUAAAUAAAAUGAAGCUUACCCUAAAAAUGACUUAGACUCUUAUUCUGUACUCAAUGAGAGAGACCAUCGAUGUCUAGGAAACUUGGCAUCUCUGAAGCAGACUUUAAAAACUUGAGAUUUUGAAUAAUGUCAAUAUUAGACAAUGCCCUGAAAUUCAGCAGGUAUCUACAAAUAAAUUUAUCCUCAGGGUCCAAGCAAAUUUUCAGUCUAGUGCUCAUUUGACUCUAUAACUUAUGAUAUGAGAGUGCUAAUUCUUCUAGUGUUAUAUUUCUUAGGGCUCCUCCUGGUAAUAAUGUAAUAAGCCUGUAAAAACUUCUGCAAUCAUGAAAAUGUUCAAAAUUACUUAUGAACGUGUACUAAUAUGAUAUGAUUUUUAUAUACUUAACCUUAAUAGUAAGUUUAAGAUUAUACCCUAACAAAUUUUUAGUCUUUUUAGUGUCUAUGAAAGAUAACCAAGUAAGAAAAGAAUGAUUCCACUUAUAAGGCCAAGCCCCCCUCCCUGUCUUCCCUCAAAGCCAUCUAAAAAUAAGUUUUCAAUUCUAUCAGUGGGGUUAAUAGUUACGUUGUAAUUCUACAGAUAAUUGUAGGAAAGACUGACAAAUGAACUCAAAAUUUUAAUUUCAAUACAGAUUUCCAAAGUAUUAAUAUUAUUCUCUAAAGCUUUCUUUGAACUAUAAAUGAAAGUUAUAAUGCAUAUCUUUAUGGCAAGUCAACUUAACCUCACUUGUCUUAGUUUCUUCACUUAUAAAAUAUGAAUUAUAGUAUCAUUUACCUUAUAAAAUUGUUAAGAAUUAGAUAAUUUAUAUAAAACACAUAGAGUCAGGCAUACAGGAUUAACUGCUGAAUAAAUGUCAGUUAUUAAGAUUUUUAUUAUUGUUUUCCUGUUAAUAAGGUUUGCUCAAAACGUUACCUUUUUUUUAACUGCGAUUACCGAAAUAUCAUAACCAGAAAUGGCACUGGCAAAGCUGCUGAAACUGGGGGAAUCUGAAUUCUGUUUAUGAUUAAAAUGCAGAUAUGUAUAGCUGCUACACAUUAUUUUUAAGAUAAAAACUCUUAAAGAAAGACUAUGAACAGGGUAAAGAAAUUAAUGCAACCCUAGCCUCAGUCUUUUUAUAUCACAAGUCCUCAAGUGAUCUAAAGUAAACUUCAGAAAAUUACCACUGAGGAAUGUUACAGGAAUUUUAAAUAUAUAAAAAAGAAUGAGGGCAAAAGGGAUGUAAGUGAGGUAAUGGAAAAUGCAGAUGUAAUUUUGGCUAAAGAAAAAGCUAGGGCUAGCUGCCAUUUGGUCAGAGCUAAUUCUUAGGAUUCAAAAGAAAGGGACUGAACAUGCUUUAUUGCUGUUUUAGAAUACAAUAUAUAAUCUAGUGAGAAGAGGAAAAUAAAGUGCUCCAUGGUGUAUAUUAUCUACAAAUCAAACCAAAGAAAGGAAAAGGGAAUAAAGGUCUUAAAAUAUCAAAAGCCAAUGACAUUUUUUGACCAUUAGACAUUUUUGAAACCCAGUAUUGGAGCCUUUUAUAUAUGUACAUGAGUAAAACCCUACCAAGAGGGAAGAGGAAAAAUCUCGUUAAUUUCCAUAGCGCUAUAGACAGCUUUGGACUUUGUCAAAAUUAACUGAAUAAAAAUGUGAAUAAAAACCUAGUAUUUUUUGAAAACACUACACAAGUUAGUAGAAAUUUCUCAAACUAAAGUAAAAUAAAGAACUGUAUCCUAUUAGGAGAUCAAGAUUGGUGAAAAUUACUGAAAAAUCAAAGAGGACCAGAUAAAAUCAGAAGAUCGUUAUAAGUUUAGGCAUACCUUCUUUAACAUUUCAUUAGGCUGAUGAAGACAUCACUAACAAGGUCUGGCAAUGAAAUGUACUACUUCCAUGACAUAUGAAAGAAAUGAGAUUAUUCACAAGAUAAUGAUGUCAUUCUGAGCCAUUAGUAUUAAAGUGGUGUUAAGUUCCAGAAGUGUAGGGAUAAAGUCCAUUUUGUGGCACCAAGCUACUGCUGAGCAAAUACUGGUUGGCCAACUGAUGUACCAAAAGAAAACACGGGUGGGUAGGAAGUUGAUGUAUAUAAAACUGCCUCAUAAAUGAAUCUGUAUUUAAAACAAAUAAAGUUACUGCAACAAUGAGAA
Nyctereutes procyonoides (raccoon dog) is the source of this 6354-nucleotide messenger RNA. RefSeq names its product angiopoietin like 1 (gene ANGPTL1). The record is from RefSeq and is a predicted model, not a curated record. Lineage: Eukaryota; Metazoa; Chordata; Mammalia; Carnivora; Canidae. Gene Ontology annotation, biological process: cell surface receptor protein tyrosine kinase signaling pathway. Bases 387 to 1862 code for a protein of 491 amino acids. The transcript has 5 exons.